AUGAAGUUGCACGACGAUCUCCUCAAGGAGCGGUUGUGGCUCGAGCUGCGCCGUCGCGAGGAGCUCCAGUUCUUUGUGCUCUCGGCCGCCUCGAGCACCGCCGCCACUACUUCCGCAAGCAAGGCCAAGCAAAGGACGGACCGGGGCAUCGUGGACGUGCCGCGCACGCCCGUCGACGUCGGGAGCUUGCCGCGGAGCGAGGCCGAGGAGCAGCCCAUCCGCGCUGUCGCCUCCCUGGCCCUCCGCGAGAGCGUCCUCGGCAUUCACGACCCGGAUCUGGUGGUGAACGGGGCGCAGUACUGCGUGCUGGAGCACGUGGGCCGUGCGCGAGAGGCCGGCGUGCUGCAGAACCGGCUCUCGAAGGAGCUGGGGAUCGAUCAGCGCAACCUGUUCCACAACCUGAAGCACCUCAAGGUGCGGGGCAUCGUGCGCUGCCAGAUCGUGAUGCUCAAGGAGGGCAAGAUGAACGUCAAGACCAACCUCAUCCACCUCUCGCGCUACGCCAAGUCCGAAGGCGACGACGAACAAGCCUCCAGCGACCUGGUGGUGCCCGAGAAGGUGAUGCGGGUGGUGUGCGAUCGGCUGGCGGCGGCCAAGGAUCAGGUGCUGGUCGAGGAGGACCUACGCCGCAUGCUGGCGCUGACGGUCAGGCGCUGGCGGCGACGCACCGGUGCACAGAACUACCUGGGCAAGAAGCACCGGAUGCGGUGGGCCACGGUGCGCAAGAAGCUCAUGGCCAACGGCCACGUGGAGUACUUUAGCGUCAAUAUCGAUUCCAAGCCUCGCCCCUGCCUCCGCCUCCUCUCCCACCCCUUCAAAGACAAGACCGACGUGGAGGAGAAGGUCGCGGCGCAGGAGCUCGAGGAGCCGGAGAACACCGAGACGGUGCUCGUUUCCGAGCUGCCCGUCGACUAUCAGAUCUACCGCCUCAUCGACGACUGCGGUGCCGAGGGGCUCACUCAGACCGAGGUGUUCCGUAUGUCGGGCCUGGGGCGCAAGUACUGCAGCAACCGGUGCCGCGACCUCACCAAGUACUACGGGGUGGUGGCCAUCCCCGAAAACGUGGGCCGCCAGGUCACCUACCGCCUCAUCUCCCCCGCCCACUACGUCCAGGGCACGCUGGUGCAAAACCUGCACAGCCUGCUGGACGACGAUGAGGACGGGGCGGGCUCCGAGGUCGAGGAGGGCGCCGCGAGCACGCCCGCUGCCGGCGGGCGGAAGCGGAAGAGCGUGGCCCUCUCCUCGGUCAAGCCGCCCACUUCUAAGAAGCCCGCGGCGGGCAAGAACGGCGACAAGGCCACGCCCGCAAAGCGGCGCCGGAAGAACGACGAGCCCGAGUCGCACCUGCAGGUGGCGGCGAGUGGCGACUCUGAUGCCUCGCAGCCUGGUCCCUCUGGGGGCGGAGGUGGCGGCGAGGUCGAACUGACCAACAUAUCAACCAGCCCUGCGACCACACCGGCCAAGCCGAAGCUCUCUACCUGGGCGUCACACAAGAAGCGCAGGCCGCUGACCAUUCAGUUCGUGAAGCGGAGGCAGUUCCUGAUGGACGAACUGGCGCGGGAGAAGAUCCUCGUGCAAAGCCACCUGCGCCGGCUCAUCUGCAGCCACGAGGAAGCCAACCCGUACGAGCUGGACUCGAAGAGCAUCCGCCGUAUCGUGCGCAGCCUCGAGAAGGAGCAGAUCUGCAGCAUCAUCCACGUCAGGUUCGCUUUCCUUCGCCUCGCUUCCGAUUCGCCAGAGCUCCUCGUGCAACAGCAGCACUUGUAG
Acanthamoeba castellanii str. Neff is the source of this 1767-nucleotide messenger RNA. RefSeq lists its product as uncharacterized. Lineage: Eukaryota; Discosea; Longamoebia; Acanthamoebidae. The coding region runs from base 1 to 1767 and encodes 588 amino acids. Gene Ontology annotation, cellular component: transcription factor TFIIIC complex. Gene Ontology annotation, biological process: transcription initiation at RNA polymerase III promoter; 5S class rRNA transcription by RNA polymerase III. The transcript is spliced from 10 exons. The record is from RefSeq and is a predicted model, not a curated record. Gene Ontology annotation, molecular function: DNA binding.